Jatropha curcas is the source of this 1228-nucleotide messenger RNA. Its product is annotated as DNA binding / DNA-directed RNA polymerase. Gene Ontology annotation, biological process: transcription by RNA polymerase III. The record is from RefSeq and is a predicted model, not a curated record. NCBI's taxonomy places the organism in Eukaryota, Viridiplantae, Streptophyta, Magnoliopsida, Malpighiales, Euphorbiaceae. Gene Ontology annotation, cellular component: RNA polymerase III complex.
AUUUUAACCUCACCUAGGGGAGUUUUUCACUACACCUGGACAACUCGCCUUCAAUGGAAUUCGAGCUUUGUAACUUGGUGGGUCAUUAACUUUCAAAUAAAAAAGAACGAGUUAGGGUUUCAGUGUAGCCCUCUCCAUCUAACUCAAUAGCAAUCGAGAUUGAAGCAAAAUAAGUUUCAGGUUUGCUUUCCUUUAAAUAGGAAUGAGUCGAUUCCAGGGACAAAAGCGGAAACAGCCAGAAUCAAAUUCUUCAGCUCAAUCUUUGACAGAACAUGAGCAGGCCCUCUAUAAUGCGAUACGAAGCAAACAAGAUAUGGGCAUCUGGACACGGGACAUGAAACGAGAAACCAAUCUUCCAGAUACUGUGGUUAAUAAAUCUCUAAAGGUUCUUCAGGCCAAGAAUCUGAUAAAAGAGGUGGUAAACAUACAAAACAAGGGUAGGAAAUAUUACAUGGCAACAGAAUUUGAACCGUCAAAAGAAAUCACUGGAGGGACAUGGUAUGUUGAAGGGAACCUUGAUACAAUGUUUAUAGGGGUUCUGAAAGACCAGUGCAAAAAACAAAUAGAAAAGCUGAAAGUUGCUACCGUGGAGGCAGUUACGGACUUCAUUAACAGAACUGGAGUCUCAACUGUGCAUUUAACAAAACAGCAGAUUGAAGAGAUUUUGAAGGCAUUAGUUUUGGACAACAAGGUCACGGAAGUGAAGAGUAAUGGAAUGGGUGAAUUUGCUUCAAUUCCAGUUGGCAAAGUUUGUUACAAAAGCAUUGGUAAGGGAAGCAGUGGAGAUCCAAAAAUCGGCGCAAUGGCAUCCAUUCCCUGUGGAGUCUGUCCGCGGAUAAAGCAUUGUACACCUAAUGGCAUCAUUUCUCCACAGACUUGUGUCUAUUACGGCAAGUGGUUGGAAUUUUAACUUGAUCGUGUUUCAGUAGGGAAAUCAUUUUGAGCUGCGCAGAGAUUUUUUCGGUCUUCCAAUGUAUUUGGGCUCGUGAAGAACUGAAUAUUAUGUUAGGCCUAGCCACAGGCCCGCUUUCAAACUGGAACCAGCCCGUUCAAAAUUGGGCCCGGAGUUGUCCUUGUCCAACGACAAUUUAUUUAUUUAUUUAUUUCAAUUGUCAGUGGAAAAGGUCGUACUGUCUCCUAAAUUCAUGUGGCCACUAAACGACAUGGAAUAAUAAGCAUUAUAUGUUUUGUAGUUUUCCAAAUUAAUAAUCUCAGAUUCUCGAUCUAA